This is a messenger RNA of Pundamilia nyererei, 1898 nucleotides long. It is a transcript of the gene mims1b, whose product is annotated as family with sequence similarity 210 member Ab. Lineage: Eukaryota; Metazoa; Chordata; Actinopteri; Cichliformes; Cichlidae. The transcript has 4 exons. The record is from RefSeq and is a predicted model, not a curated record. Bases 212 to 1060 code for a protein of 282 amino acids. Gene Ontology annotation, cellular component: mitochondrion.
UCGCAGUCGGGAGAACUUCAUUUCCCAUCAGUCUUUGCGCACUUAGGGUUACACGCUGCUCUCCACCACGCAGUCAGAGCUGUUGAAACGAUAACUGUGGUUCUUGAACGACAUAGCUCGCAUGGCCCUCCGGUUUGAGGAGUGCAACACCUAAAUUCUAUCUGUGGUUGAACAUCACAGCUGAAAGGAGGAGGGCGAAGAGAGGAGGAGGAUGAUCAUGCAGCGCAUCCUUACUCAUGGGACACUCCGACGGGUGGCGGCGGUGCGCCCACUGCUGCUGGGCAUCGCCGUCCCCGACACCCCAGUAGCAUUUUGUUGGCACGCCCUCCGUCAGUCGCCACCUGUUGGCCAGCGUUGGCUCUCCACUUCGGCCGUCAGCACAGCAGCACACCAACCAAAGCACCAGCCGGCACAGGGGGAGCCGCAGUCUGACACCACGACGCCUCAGACACAGGACAACCCGGGAGAGAAAGCAGCACCUGAUCCUGCAGAGGUGGACCCUCUUCAGGACAAGUCCAUCGGCCUGUUCCAGAGGUUCAAAAGGACCUUUAAACAGUAUGGGAAGGUGAUGAUCCCUGUGCAUCUGGUGACUUCCUCUGUUUGGUUUGGAACCUUCUAUUACGCUGCUAUGAAGGGUGUGAAUGUAGUGCCAUUCCUGGAGAUGAUUGGUCUACCAGAGUCACUAGUUGGCCUUUUAAGAGACUCAUCGAGUGGGUAUGCGCUGACUGCAUAUGCCAUGUACAAGAUCGCAACCCCUGCUAGAUACACGGUGACUCUGGGCGGCACGUCACUGUCCAUUCAGUAUCUCCGCAAGCACGGCUACUUAUCCACACCGCCACCAGUUAAAGAGUACUUCCAGGACAAAAUGGAGGAGACGAAGGAGAAACUGACAGAAAAGAUGGAGGAGACAAAGGAGAGAUUUUCAGAGAAAAUUGAGGAGACAAAAGAACGCUUCAAUGAGAAAAUGGAAGAGACGAAAGACAAGUUCUCUGAGAAACUACAGGAGACCAAAGACAGAGUCUCUGAGGGAAAAGCCUUCUUUCAAAAGAAAAACGAUUAGAGAAUCAUGUCUACAGGUGGUGUCUCUGAAAAUAUGGUCAUGUUGUGAUCUCAAAAUGAUGUACUGAGUAAUGUGGGAAUCAAAUGGCAGAUGGUACCUCUGAGACUGGAAGGAGGAGAGAGAUGCUGCACUAUCCCUGUCCUGAAACCCUCCUCACACCUCUCAGUCAUGUUUUCUGUUUAAGUGUCCAGUCGAGUCCCUUUCUGUCUGAACUCUGCCUCCCUGCACUAGAUAGCAGCUUAGUGGACUGCUGGCAAUGCUACCUUCUGACACUGUCAUCUCAGACUGGAUUUGCACACACUCAAGUAAUCUGUACUCACUCUGUUGGCUCUUUAAAGAGGAGCACUGUUCUUGUUUCUCUUGUCACACCCAUCAAUACAGAAAGGGGGGGGUGGGGGGGGGGAGGUCUGGGCUUCAGAGAUAUAAACAAUGUGUCCGUGUAAUAACAGCACCUGGAGAGAGCAGUGCUAAUCAUUGUAGCUGUUAGGGAAUAAAACUUGAAGCUCAUCUGUGUGUACUAGUCCAUUAAAGCCUUUCUCAAGGCUCAGAGUGUCACCUGCUGUCUUUUCUAAUGAGAGAUAAAUGAAAGUUUUCUAAUGUAUUUUCAUUUGAUAGCCAAAGCUAAUGUGUGACAGCGUUUCAGUGUUCGUGUCACUGUUAGGGCAGUAGUGAGUAAAUGUGCAGUGCAUAAAGCAUGUAUGAGCUGCACACACAGUGUCACACAUGAACAGCAAGAGGGUCUUCAUGACUUUUGCACAACGACACAUUGGUUUUGUCAGGAAUUCACACAGAUGUCCACUGUAAACAACAACAGAAUAAAAGUCAAGUGCUAACCAAA